This is a messenger RNA of Saimiri boliviensis boliviensis (Bolivian squirrel monkey), 1193 nucleotides long. It is a transcript of the gene SPACA6, whose product is annotated as sperm acrosome associated 6. NCBI's taxonomy places the organism in Eukaryota, Metazoa, Chordata, Mammalia, Primates, Cebidae. Gene Ontology annotation, biological process: fusion of sperm to egg plasma membrane involved in single fertilization. The record is from RefSeq and is a predicted model, not a curated record.
GGAGGCGGGGAGAGGAUGGAGAGCGCUCGCUCAGCGGCGGUGGGGCCCGGCCUGCGGGCCCGGGGCGGCGGAGGAGACCCCGUUCCUGCGUCGCGGGAGCCCUGGGAGCCGGACACGGUGUUUGCGGGGAGCUGCCUCCCCCAGCCCCUGCCCCCUCCUUCACCGCCAGACUAUGAUGAGAGAAGCCACCUGCAUGACGCCUUCACCCAGAUGACCCAUGGCCUGCAGGAGGUGGCUGCUGCCCAGGGAUCCUUUAAGGUUGCCUUCCCUGAUGCGGCGGAGAAAAUGAAGACGGUCAUUACACAGCUGAAAGAAGCCCAGGCCUGCAUCCCUCCCUGCGAAGGUGGGUGUGAGAGCCGAAGCAAACCAAUAGGAAUCCUGGAGGGCAGAGAGGAGGAAGAGGCAGCUAAGGACUGCAGGUUCGGCGGGUUUAAGAUGCUACCUGGCCAAUGGACCCCCGGGAGCUGUAUGGAUCUCAAAAGGGCCAAAGGGCCCUGGGCAGGUGGCGCCGAGACCCAGCGUUCCCACUCCACAGGUCUCCAGGAGUUUGCCCGGCGUUUCUUCUGCAAAGGGUGCUACUCCAGGGUCUGUGACCUCCCGCUGGACUGCCCAGUUCAGGAUGUGACAGUGACUCGGGGCGACCAGGCUAUGUUUUCUUGCAUCGUGAACUUCAAGCUGCCAAAGGAGGAGAUCACCUAUUCCUGGAAGUUUGCAGGAGGAGGUCUCCGGACUCGGGACCUGUCCUAUUUCCGAGAUGUGCCGCGGGCCGAAGGCUACCUGGCGCGGAUCCGGCCGGCGCAGCUCACGCACCGCGGGACGUUCUCGUGCGAGAUCAAGCAAGACCAGCGCCCCCUGGCUCGGCUCUACUUCUUUCUUAACGUGACGGGUCCGCCCCCGCGCGCGGAGACCGAGUUGCAAGCCGCGUUCCGGGAAGUGCUGCGCUGGGCCCCGCGGGAUGCCGAGCUGAUCGAGCCCUGGAGGCCCAGCCUGGGCGAGCUGCUGGCCAGGCCCGAGGCUCUGACGCCGAGCAACCUGUUCCUGCUUGCAGCCCUCGGGGCCCUCGCCUCGGUGUGUGCCACCGGGUUGGUGUGGAUGUUCUUUGAAUGGUACCGCAGUGGCAGCUAACAAAGGUGUCUCUUUCCUCCUUCCCUCUCCUAUUUCCAUCCUGAAAAUAAAGCAUAUGUUUCAACUCU